Molecule: messenger RNA, 5807 nt
Organism: Cherax quadricarinatus
Lineage: Eukaryota; Metazoa; Arthropoda; Malacostraca; Decapoda; Parastacidae
Source: RefSeq, a predicted model, not a curated record
GCCUCAUGAGUUCCGGACCAGCAUGGUCAGGACCUGGAGGUUCUAGUUGUCCGCAGUGGUCAUAUUCGGGCUCUGGAAAUGGUCCACCUCCACAGUGGGGAGCCCCAGCAUCUUCUGGAUGCCCACCCUAUUUUAAUCAAGUACCCCCUCCUGUUGUGAAUACUCCACAUCAGAGUUGGCCUUGCCCACAAGGUCCUUCACAGGGUUUACCAGAACCUCCAUUGCCAGAUCCUUUCCAUUUUCCUCCCACAAUCCCCCCACCUAGUCAGUUUCCCCCUACUCAGCAUGGUCCACCUCAGUGUCCUCCUCCAAACACUCAUUUUGCUGUUCCUCCAAGACCAUUUCCAGGACUAAAUGGACCACCUCCCAUUCCGGCUAGUGGCACUUCAGGUCCUCCGCCUGUUCCUCAGUUUCCUCCUCCUGGACCAUCUCCUGGACCACCCUCUUGUCCACCACCUAGUUUAAAUUACAGCGGAACAUCAUGCUAUAAUUGGGGUCCAUCACCAACAGCACAGCUACCUCAGCCUGGUGCACAGCCCCCAGGACCCCCAAGAGGUGUUGGUCCUGAUAUACAUCAGCAGACAUGGCCAGGGUCAAGUUGGGAUGAAGAUCGAGCAACAUCUCAUAGGUCACUCAUUGAAGAUCAUGGUUCUAGAUCUGGCAUAGAUAGGGGUUUGGCAUCAAAAAUAAGUAACUAUAGAGACAGUGGUCGUUUGAGAGAACGUGAGCCACCAUCUCGAGGACAGGAGCGAUCUUCCCAUACUUCAUCAAGGUAUGAAGGGGAUCGAGGACGUUUAGAUCCCAGGUAUAAAGACCAUGGCUAUCCUGAAAAUUAUUCUGAUGAUGGGUGGAGGGAAAGGAAUAGAAAUCAUAGGAAACACUCAAGGAGUCCACCUGAUUAUUCUCCCAGAAGAAGAGAGUCAAGGAGACAUUCACCGCCUCGCAGAACAUCAAAGGAUUCCCAUGAGAGAUUUGAAGGAGACCGAGGAAGUCUGGAGUCAAGAUAUAAAGAUCAUGUCCCGGUAGACAAAUAUUCAGUUGAUGGGUGGCGGCAGAGAACCAGUUCUCAUAGAAAGUGCUCCAGGAGUCCUCCAGAUUUUACACCCAGAAGAGAGGAACCAAGAUCAUACUCACAACCCCACAGGCUCUCUAGGGAGUCUAGCGAUAGAUAUAAUCGUGAUCGAAGUAGUAAAAGCUCCAGGAGUCCUGGAAGAUGCUCUAGUUCCUCACAGCCACGGUCGCCAGAAAGAAAAAGAUGGCAUGCUUCAAGAAGCCCAGAUCGUCACAGAAACCCUGAACAUGCAGGAAAUAAUAAAAAAAGGGAGAAGGACUUACCUGACAUAAAGGAGAAGCAGGAACCAGAAAAUAUGGAAGUUUUGGAGGAGGAAGAACCUCAGCAGCUGGCUGGGGAAGAAAUAGUAGAAGAUGAAGAAGAAGAAGAAGAAGAAGUAAAGACAGCAUGGGUAAGGUCAGCCCCAGCUGAUCUUUAUUACCAACGAGAUGAAAAAAAUCCUCUAGUCAUGCGAGCGACAAAAAAAUUAAUUUUAUUAUGUGAUAACAUGGACGAAAAAUUGAUAAAGAGAGGAAUGAAGAUUAGAGAAGACAAGAAGAAACUGAGAGAAAAAAAAGAAUGGGAACAACAGCAACAACCUCUUGCUUGCAGAAAUAGUUGCAACAACAUAACAAGUGAUUGUAGUACAGAUGAAAUGGCUGCAGUUGAAGCAGCAGGUGAUAAUAUGGGUCAUAAUGUUGAGGUUAAUAACACUAAAGAAGAAAGUGAAGUAUAUAAGAAUAACUGUGACAAAGAUGAUAAAGAAACUAGUGUGCAUUGUGGUGGUGACUCCGACAUAUGUAUGGAGAGAAGUGAAGAAGAUGAAAAAUUCAUGAAUUCAAAUGAAGAAAUUCAUAGUGAGAGCAAAUGUGAUAAAGUGCAGUCAGAGACAAUAAAAGAAUGUGAACACAAGCAUAAGCACAAAAAGAAGCAAGAUUUUGAUGGUGAUUGCAGCACAACAGAAAAUUGUGAUAGCAACUGUAGUAGUAGCAAUGGCAGUGAUAGUGACAGUACUUCAAGCAGUGAUGAUGAUGACGAGAAUGAAAUGGACAGAAUCUCCAAAGAACUUGAGAAAAAACGUAACCAUCCUGACCGUUUACAUCCAGAAUUAUGGUUCAAUGAUUCUGGGGAAAUGAAUGAUGGGCCGUUGUGUCGAUGCUCCUUAAAGGCCCAGCGUUCGGGAAUUCGUCAUGGAUAUUAUGUUGGUGAAUGUAAAUUACCUUUAUGUGACCCUUGGACCAAUAAUGCAGAUCGUCUCCAUCACUAUCUCAUCACUAUAUCUCCACCCACUAAUUUCCUGAUUAAAACUCCAACGGUGAUUAUGCACGAUGGACACGAGUUUAUUUUUGAAGGGUUUUCCUUGCUGUCGCAUCAUCCACUCGAAGAGGUUCCAACGUGCAGGGUUAUACGUUUUAAUAUUGAGUACACCAUCCUAUACAUUGAAGAAAAAAUUCCUGACAAUUUUUGUGUCCAAGAACUUAAUAUAUUUUAUUCUUAUCUCUUUCUUGAGCUCUUGGAACUUGUUGACUUGAAUCUGCAUGCAAUGGGUGAUGCAGAAGGUUGUCCAAGAUUCCAUUUCAUGCCAAGAUUUGUGCGGAAACUUGCAGAUAAUGGGAAAGAAAUCUUGUCAAUGAAUGAAGUAUUGAGUUUCCUUUUAAAGAACAGUGGUCCUUUGAUUCAGCCUGAAGAUCUUGCUCAGCUUCUAGGAAUGUCUCAGUACCAGUGGCAGAAUUAUGCUGAUCAUCUGAAAGGUAUGGUAGUUACAAGUCCAGGCAUGAAACCUUGCAGCAUUCGAGUGGAUCAGUUGGAUCGUGACCAAGUCAGUGAAGAAACUAUAAAUUAUCCUGUCAUUGUCCACUUUGGCAUCCGCCCCCCUCAACUGUCAUAUGCUGGUAAUCCUGAGUAUCAGAAAGCAUGGAGAGAAUAUGUCAAGUUUCGACACUUAUUAGCUAACAUGCCAAAACCAUCAUUUGAGGACAAAAGACGGCUGGAAGCAAAAGAAAACAGGUUGCAAGAGAUGAGAAUGACAUCCAAAAUGAAGAGAGAUGUCACCAUAGCUGUGUCUUCACAAGGAUUUUACCGAACUGGGAUCAUGUGUGAUGUAGUUCAGCAUGCCAUGUUGCUGCCUGUUUUGGUAUGUCACCUACGAUUCCAUCAGUCUCUUGAAGUGCUAGAAGAACGCAUUCUCUACAAAUUUCAGACCAGGUUUCUGCUUCAGCUGGCUCUUACUCAUCCAUCAUACAGGGAAAAUUUUGGAACUAAUCCAGAUCAUGCCCGGAAUUCGCUCACAAACUGUGGUAUCCGUCAGCCAGAAUAUGGAGAUCGGCGAAUUCAUUACAUGAACACACGUAAAAGAGGCAUUAAUACACUUAUAAACAUUAUGUCAAGAUUUGGGCACAACCUUGAAACAGAAAGCAAGAUAACCCACAACGAACGUUUGGAAUUUCUUGGAGAUGCAGUGGUUGAAUUUUUGACUUCAAUCCAUCUUUUUCACUUAUUCCCCAGCCUGGAGGAAGGUGGAUUAGCUACCUACAGGGCAGCUAUUGUACAGAAUCAGCAUCUGGCAGUGUUGGCAGAGAAGCUGGGUUUAGAUCAGUUUAUGCUUUAUGCCCAUGGCUCUGAUCUUUGUCAUGACUUUGAGCUCCGACAUGCUAUGGCUAACUGCUUUGAGGCUCUAAUGGGCGCAAUUUUCUUGGACUCCAACAUUGAGGAGGCAGACAAAGUGUUGAGCUCCACACUAUUUAAAAAUGAGGAUGUGUUGCACAACAUCUGGGUUAAUUAUCCCCCUCAUCCCAUUCAAGAACAGGAGCCGCAAGGGGAUCGCAAGUGGAUUAAGUCUUUCCCAAUUCUCACUAAACUUGCCAAGUUUGAAGAAUCUAUAGGUGUGCAGUUCAAUCAUAUUCGUCUCUUGGCUCGGGCCUUCACUGACCGAAGUAUUGGCUUCAACAACCUUACCUUGGGAUCUAAUCAACGUUUGGAGUUCCUUGGUGAUACUGUUCUGCAGCUUGUAUCCUCAGAGUAUCUCUACCGGUAUUUUCCAGAGCAUCAUGAAGGUCAUCUGUCAUUACUGCGGUCAUCACUAGUAAAUAAUCGUACUCAGGCCGUUGUCUGUGACGAUCUGGGAAUGACAACAUAUGCUAUGUACUCACAUUUAAAGACAGAACUUAAAACAAAGGAUCGUGCAGACUUGCUGGAAGCAUUCUUAGGGGCCCUCUAUAUUGAUAGGGGUCUCAAGUAUUGCCGUACAUUCUGCCAGGUUUGUUUCUUCCCUCGCCUUCAUCAGUUCAUUAUGAAUCAGGACUGGAAUGACCCCAAAAGCAAGUUACAACAGUGUUGUUUGACUCUUCGUACCAUGGAUGGUGGCGAGCCCGACAUUCCCAUUUAUAAAGUCAUUGAGUGCAAGGGCCCAACAAAUACCCGAGUAUAUACAGUUGCAGUUUACUUUCGUGGUCGACGUCUGGCCAAAGCAUCUGGUCAUUCCAUACAACAGGCUGAAAUGAAUGCUGCUCGAGAAGCACUUAUGAACUCUAAAGAAUUAUUCCCGCAGCUGGAUCACCAACGUAGAGUAAUUGAGAAAAGUGUCAAGAUUCAAGGUGUAAAUAAAUCUGAGUCACCAUAUAAUGAGAGAGACUACAAUAAAGAUAAGGAACGGGAAAGAGAAAGGAAUAGCAGAGGACUUCGGAAAGAUGAUGAAAAACGAGGGGAGAGAGAAAGGCCUAGAGAAAGAGAAAAGUUUCUGGAUGAUAGAGAAGGGGAGAGAAGCAGAGGUGGAGAAAGAGGUAGGACGGCAAGAGACAAAGACAUACCCAGUAUAGAUCGAGAUAGGCAAAUAAAAGGAUGUGAGAAAGAACGACAAUGUGGAGAAAAAGAUAGAGCUGGGGAUUCUAGACGAAAUAAACCAGAAGAUGAAGAUAGGAGAUACAAAUCAGAGGUGGAUAAAGUCUAUUAUAAAUUUCCAUUGAAUGAACAGAAGUUCCGAGGACAUGUGAAAUAUGCUUCCAGAGAUGGGGUAGAGACAGACAGACAUCGAGAUAAGUAUAGAGGGUAUAAUAAAAAUAGAUAUAACGAAUGUCCUCACACAGAAUCGACGCAGAAAAGUGGUCGUAUUCCUAGAAGUGAUUGUAACAGAAGGCAAUCGAGAUCAGAUUGGUAAGUACAGAUGUAGACAGCUUAUAAAUUAAAAAUUAUACAGUAGUAAAUCAUUGGAAAUUUGAUUUUAACUAGUGAUUACUAAUCACCUGCAUUUAUAUAGUGCAAAAGUUAGAAAUUUUUUUAGACUACAAUAUUCAUUCACCUUGAAUAGAAUAGCAUAAGCUCAAACAAUGAAAUUUUUAUGGAUCACAUGAUGAAUUUUAAAACUGGUAUUGUAAAUUAUUAUUAUAAUCAAGGGAGCUGUAUAGUCCUUGUGGCUUAGCGCUUCUUUUUUGAUUAUAAUAAUAAUCAAGGGGGAAGCGCUAAACCCGGAGGAUUAUACAGCGCCUGGGGAGGGGAAGUGGAAGGCAUUCAGGCUUAAUUCGGGGAACUGGAGCACAGAUCCAAUUCCCUAAAUCAAGAGCCCCUCACCAACAUCAAGGAACCUUCCUUGAGGGGCUGGUAUUGUAAAAUUUUAAGAAAUGUUACACAGUUGAAGGAAAAUACUCAUUUACUGUAUACAAUUUAACAUUUAGACAUACCCAGCCAAAUUUUAAAAUAAAUUCAGUAAGAGUAGUUUUACUAAUUAAACUGUUGAUAAUUGCAUAUCUCAAAAUGGAUAAAA